This is a messenger RNA of Pseudocercospora fijiensis CIRAD86, 2256 nucleotides long. RefSeq lists its product as uncharacterized. Lineage: Eukaryota; Fungi; Ascomycota; Dothideomycetes; Mycosphaerellales; Mycosphaerellaceae. The coding region runs from base 1 to 2256 and encodes 751 amino acids. The transcript has a single exon. The record is from RefSeq and is a predicted model, not a curated record.
AUGCCAGCCUUCUCGAUGGCAGGACCGCUAUCACAGCCUGUCCGCGCCGCCAGCCGAAAGCUGGAAUUUGAGCGCGCGCUCAAGGAGAAGCUGGAUGAGCUUGAAGUAGAGCGAGAUAAGCUUCAGCAGCAGCUCGACCAUGACGAGGCGAAAGCCAUGGAGCUCCUCGAACAAUUCCUGCCACUUCCGGAUGGCCUCGAACAAGCGGUAAGAACGGCUAUGCAGGACCGGGACAAUAUCAGUGCUGAAUGGGAGAGAUAUAACCAUGUCCUCCGUCGAUUUCAAGGAGCGAAAGACGUUCCCCUUUCGCCGCAAGAUGAGGAGCUGCUCGAAAAAGCGCUCGCUUGGGAUGAUAGCGCUGAGGUGCCGGCUGGAAAGCCCGCUGCAGGGAGAGAAUCGUCGUCCAUCGGAGCGGCUGAGGCCAAGGAAGCCAGGGAGAAUGAAGAGCACAUGGCAAAGGCCAGAAAAUAUGAGUGGAAUUCGGGUCUGGGUUUGAACAAGGCCAGCAGCAGCAUGUUUGCGCAAGGCGCCCUGGACCAAGUUCUGAAUCCAGAAGCAGGAGUGGUGAGCGAUGCGGAACUCGAUGAUGUUGAUGACGAGAGCGAGGUAAGCAACUCCCAAAUCGAUGCUGGUCUGCUGGAUGAGGAUGGCGAGCCGAGAAGGAGAGCCCGCUCUUGGUCAACUGGAAGCAACAUUACUGUGUAUCGUCCACCGACACCCGAAGGAGAUCCUGAGCUUGGAGGAAUGCAGCAAAUCAGUCCUUCUCCGACACCGCGAAGAGGACAGAAUCAGACUUCUCCAGGAUUCGCCGAGAGUGGAAGAGGAGCUGCACUUCAAAUGGAAGAUUACCAGAGAAUCUCUCGGGAAUCCACGCCAGCAGAAAUCCCGAUACCACGAAAGCUAAAUCUUGGCACUGGAUUGCGGCGAAAGUCAGGACAUGACGCUCAGGAUGACUUGCCACUUUUUCGAGCAAGAACUCCGCCAAUGGUCGACUUGGAUGAUGAUCUGUUCGAAGGCAGUCCAGGUGAGAUGUCACAUCUUCACCAGGAAGAAGAAGAUCCUCGCGCUGCGACUUCCGAAGAGCUCCCACUGGAAGAGAUGUCGAAUGCGUCCAGAGCCUCGUCGGAGUCGUCAGAUGGUCUUUUCGUGAGCGAGAAGACGCCUUGGGUGCCUCCACGUGAGCGAGCGAGAGCUCAUCACACAAAAGGUCCUUCCGCGAAGUGCAAAGACUCUCUGGCAACGGCGGCUCACCCAUCCUCAGGUCUGCAUCACCUAACUCAGAAGCAUCCUCGGGUGAAUGCAGAGGCUAACUUUACUCAGCACCCGCCCUCACUUCGGACAAAGGUCGCCGUCGCACCUUCCAUUAGUCGAAAGCGGUCACCUGUUGCAUGCUUACCAACCCCAGUUUCAGUUCCAUCACCCACAGAAGUUAGCUCGACAAGCACCAUCGAUCAGGACCUACCUCUCGGCAAUCCAUCCUGGAACUUCGACGCGGUCGACGCAGCUCAAGCUGAAGCAGCAGCGCUUACCUCCGAUCAGACAUCUUUAGCACUCCGCGCCAAGAAUGAGACCAAGCAUCGAACGACAACACCAGACUCAAAUACAUCAGCCAGGCCACUGAAGCAGAAGCAGAAGCAGAAGCCUCAACGACCACUGAAGCCUAAGAAAUCCGUACGUUUCGCAGACGACGCCGACGCCGACGGUCUGCUAUACCCAACAGCAGGCGGAAAGUCUUUCCAAUUGAUCGGCCAGCAAGCGAAAGGUCCUUUGCUGCCGACUCCAGAACAAGCCAAAGGCGACUGGACAUAUUUCAUGAAAAUGCCUUCCAAGCUCAAGCGCAAGGCAGGUGACGUUGAAGAGGCUGCAAAGGUCGAAGGUAGUCUUGGCGCGUACAAUCGUAAGAAGACGAAGGUGGUGGAUGCAAAGAACAAGUGCUUCAGCUUAGUCGAAGCAGGAGAUGCCGAUGACUCGGAGCCGGAGCAGGGAGGCACCUCGAAGCCGGCUCAUAUGAGAGGAUCGAGCCCCAAGGCUGGCAAGAAGAAAGCCAUUAAGAAGACCAAAUGCGCCAGUGCCAUCGAGAAUGAUCGGUCCGAGGGAGCAGAGGAGAAGACCAACAAGUCGACGCCUGAGGACAGCAAGAAGGAGGCUCCGAAGCCCAAGGAGAAUCUUGAGGAAACAAUGAUGAGAAUCAUCAUGGAGGCAGCCAAGACAUCCGGGAAGAAACGUGGUUCAGGCUUCUUCGGACCAGAGCAGUAA